This is a messenger RNA of Vespula pensylvanica (western yellowjacket), 3673 nucleotides long. It is a transcript of the gene PPP4R2r, whose product is annotated as serine/threonine-protein phosphatase 4 regulatory subunit 2. Lineage: Eukaryota; Metazoa; Arthropoda; Insecta; Hymenoptera; Vespidae. Gene Ontology annotation, cellular component: cytoplasm; nucleus; protein phosphatase 4 complex. The coding region runs from base 185 to 2140 and encodes 651 amino acids. The transcript is spliced from 2 exons. The record is from RefSeq and is a predicted model, not a curated record. Gene Ontology annotation, biological process: protein dephosphorylation. Gene Ontology annotation, molecular function: protein phosphatase regulator activity.
UUGGUAUUCCUGUAACUACUCCGUCCUCCCCUUCAUUGUUGCUGUUUUGCACCCGGUGUGUUUGCGUUUUUCGUUGUUUCUCGUAAGAAGUUUCACAGAAGGUUUUCGGAAGUAACUCACGCAAAUCCUUGAUUUCGAUUGUUGGUUGAACGGAGGAGGUGGAGGGGUGUUGUAGGCGAGGAAGAUGGAAAAUUUGGAGGAUGUAUUACAAGCUCUCGACGAAUUUCAGAAAAUGCGACCAACUGAGAUACCGCGAGAAUUGGAAGAUUAUCUUUGUUGGGUUGCCAAAACAGGUGAUCCGGUUUAUCAGUGGUCAAUGAUAAAAACACUUUUCAGAGAAAAACUUACUCGCGUAAUGACAGAUUUCUACGAGAGCUGCCCGACUUUGGAACUUGCACCUUGUCCUAAUGUUGAACACUUUAAUUAUGACACAAUGAAAAGCAAUCUUCUGGAACGACUAGAAUCGUUUGCUAAUGCACCAUUUACUGUUCAACGGAUCUGUGAGCUGCUAACUGCACCACGGAAAGAAUAUAAUCGCGUAGACAAAUUCAUGCGUGCAAUUGAGAAGAACAUAUUAGUAGUAUCAACGAGAGAACCUGGCCCAAUAGCGCGACGUAGUGAAAAUGGAGACAGUAUGGUCAAUGGCUCUGUAGAUGAAGCUGCACCUGUAACACAACCAUCACAAGAUGUUGAAAUGGAAUAUUGGGAAAAAGAUUGUACUUCUACAGUAACCAUUAGUGUACACACUGUGGAAAAUGAAACACCUUUAUUACAUACCGUUAUUCCAUCUGCGACAGUAGUAAAAAGUGUAUUUGGUACGGAUGAGAAUCAAGAAAAAGAUGGUUUAUCCUCAUCCAGAUCAGAGGGUGCAGUGUCUAAUUUCAUUGAAACUUCCUCAGAAUUUUCAUCUGUUACUAAUCUAACCUCCCAAGUUCAGCCACAGGAUUCGACAACCGCUCCAGGUAUGCAAAACUUAUCUACAAUAACUCCUGAAGCAUCAGGUAUUGUCAAUGAUGUACCGGAGGCUAUUAUGAACGAAGACACAAGUUCACAACCAAGUUUAGAUUUGGAAGAUGAUCCUAAGGUGAAAGAAAAAAUAGACAGUGAUACAUUGGUCAUGAAUGCGGAAGAUGAACCAGCAAAUUCUGUGACAACAACUGAAGAAUUAAAAUCAAGCUCAGAAUUGAAGACAAUUAUAACUACUGAUAAUACUAUACUUCCAAGCACAGCAGAAGAAAAUAUUUUAAAAACAGAUAUGGAUAAAGUGGAUGAAAAAUUAAAUUCAGAAUCUGAUAUUCCGGAUGUACAAGAAAAUGUUCAAGGAAAUAUACAAAGCAUAGAUGGUAGAAGAGUAUUAACCUUAGAAAAUAAAAGUAUUGAAAAUUCUUGUUCCAUGACUAAUUCAGAAGAGAUAAGAUGUACACCUUUAAAAUCUUAUGAAUUGGAGACAGAUGUUGUAGCCUCGUCCGAAGAAUGUACAAGUACUACAUUAUUAACAAGCAAUGCUAUGGUUUCAGGAAUAUUACAAAAUAUGGAAGAUUCUAAAGAGAUCUCAAUGGAUAUUUCUAAUAAUGAAACUUUAGAUAUAGAACAUGUAAAACAAAAUGUUGAAGCUAAGGAAUUAACGACGGAAGAUGUAAAACCUGUGAUAGAAGAUCCAGAUUCGAAAGGCAGUGAUGUCACAGAGAAUAUUAAUAAUUCUAAUUCUGACAAAAGUGGUGUUACAAUAGUGGAAGCUUUAGAAGAUGAAAGCAAAGUUAUGAAAUCCAUAGUACCUGAUCCAAUUCCUAUAAUAGAAGAACCUAAAGAUCCUGAACCUAAUAUAAGAAAAGUAGACGAUAUAUCAGCACCUUUGGAAAUAAUAGAAGAAGUGAAAAAUGAUGCAUUAAAUACUAAUUGUCAAUCAACAAUUAAGGAAAAAUUAAUUUCUAUUAAGAAUCAUGAUUUAGGAGACAUUGAAGGUAAUAAGACAAAAAGUACUUGUAAAAUAAAAGAAAAUGACUCUUUGGUAGUAGAUAGUACUGUGUGUAAAAAUGAAUGUGGUUCAAUGGAAUUGAUGGAUGUAGACGAUGAUGAAUCAUUAUCAAUGUUUCAAGGUGAACCAAUGGAACAGGAAACAAUAGAGCUAGCUAAAAGUUAAUGUAGACUGUAUAAAAUAAAUAUUGGUUUUUUUCACAAAUCAUUUCUAUUUUAACUACAACCAUUAAAGCAGAAAUUUAUGCGAAAAAUAAACAUGCGCACGAAAAAAAGAUAUCUUUAUAGUAUCCUUAGUAAUAGUAUUAUUUCUGAUCUAUUAUUACUUCUCAAAAAAUUCUGUUAAACUUUCUAACAGUAUAUUAUUUUUCAAUACUUUAUUUUUGAAUAUAUCUAUUAAACAUAUUUGCUGCUUUAUUAAUUGUAAUUGUGAUAUAUUUGAUUACAUUCUGAUAUUUAUGCAAGAGUGUAUAAAAAUUGAUUUGGAAAGUUUUGAAAAUAACAAAACACUGCCUUUUCCUAAAACAUUAUAAUAUUAAAAGUUUGUUUUAUGAUCAGGGAUUGAUACAUAUUUCAAUGCACUUUGUAAAAAUUUCAAUGUAGAUUUAUAUAAAUACUGUUGAUAUGUAUUUGCUUAGGUUAGAGUCGUAUUUCUUUCUAAUAUGUAUGACUAUCGUAAUACAAAAGUAAAGACUUAUUAAUAGUUCCAGUUUAUAAUAAAGUUGCAGAAAACCAAUAUGUACGAUUAUUUAUAUGAGCCGAUUGUGAUUAAGUCAUACAAUUAGUUGAAAAUAUGACUGUAGCCUUUAUAAGAUCUUUUUAAUACAAGCCUUGAUCGUAAAGCCGGCUUCAAGGUUGUCUUAUACAGAGAAAGACAUAGAACUUUUCAAAAUAAUGAUAUUUGAAAGUGUUUAAUUCACAUUAUUUUGGAAAGCUAUCCAACAAUUCCAUUGUAAGACGGACUUUGGCAAAAGUUGACUGAGAUACAAAUAUUUGAAUUAUAACAACUGUAGUUGAUGAUCAGAGUGGAUUCCAAUAUGACUUUAGAUUAUCAUCAAUGAAUGAAUGUCUCUAUUAUGCGUGUUUGCUACAAGAUAAAAAAUAUAGCAAGGACAAGCAUUAUUUCUUGUAACUAGAAAGAUAGCAUUGCUCUCUCCAUGCCUUGCUAUGCUUUUUAUAAAGGAAAGAUGGGUUAAAAUAUUCAUGUAAGAAUAUAGCUAACUUUGAAAGUAUAUAUAUAUAAGUUCAGUACAUAUAUACUGAUGUAACCAAAUAUGUUUGAAUGACAUAUGUAUACUGAACUUUGACUGGAAACAAGAGGUAAUAAAAAAUAACAAGAUGAUAAAUUAUACAGUAAUUAUAUCGUACUAUGGCAUAUUAAUUUAAAGGUUAUAUAGAGUAAUAUUAUUAUAAGAACAUGAAUAACUUAAAUUAGCUGUGUAUAUUGUUUUAUAGCAAAAUACAUGAGGAUUAUUACCAAAAUGGAAUUAUUUAUAACAUCUGCCUUAUAGAUUAAAGACAUAUUAAAACCAGUCUAUGUUUUUAUCAAAAUGACUUCAACCAUAUUGUUCUGUAUAAUACUACAACAGCAAAUUUUCAACUACAUGCAUUAUAUUUAAGGCUUGGGUACCAUCAACAAUUUUAGACAUAUAGAUUAUUGUACGUAAGAAAACAUAAUACAUGGUAUUAUACAUCUUUA